GCUACAAUGUCAGUAACUAUUAACUCCAAGGUGGUUGAACUUGACGAUUUAAUACCUAAAGUCGUGGAUCGUGAGUGUGAAGAUGAGGAUGUGGAGAGACUCAUUCCUUGGGUUUUUCAACAUUCAGAUAUUGUAGAUGGAGAUUGCUUAGAAAGUGGCCCUAAAGAAGGCUGCGAGUUCCAGCCAUUAUUUUAUCACUUACAAUCCUACCGAUGCGAGCUACAAGCAAAUGACUCUGAUGAUACAGGUAUCUCGAAUAUCUUUGUACCCAGCGAAACAAUCACCCUACCCAGAAAAAGCUGGCGCAUGCCUGGAAGAGAACAAUUUACACAUUUUAUAAAUGACCAGUGCACAAUAACCAAAUUGCUACUGCAGUCCAUCUAUCUCAGCCUUGAUCAUGAUGUCAAAGCGCCGGAUCCCAAGGUUGAGUUUACUACAGCUGCCCGCGACUUGAAAUAUACAAUUGGCGGUAGUCGAUAUGCGACCAGACUAGAGGGCGCUGUUCUUGCCGGGCCAAGAGCCCAAUAUAUGCCUAUGAUCGCUUUUACCGGGUGGUUCAUCGGACAAACCUGGAAUGCGUUCUUGAUGGAAACGUUCAGUGCGAUGCUGGGCCAGCUUACUAGAAAUCUCAGCCUGCUGCAGACCGGUUUCGAAGACCAGGAGGUCUUUAUAGUCGGCUUCUAUGGUCCUUACCUCCACAUUGCUCGAGGGUUCUUUACGAAAGACCGUAUCUCCAGAGUACAUGCUGAAGGAAACUUCGAUCAAGGACCUGUUAGUCUACAGUUCACGAGGGGUUAUGACUUGUUCCUCAAAGAGGAUUGGCUGGAAGCAACUCGUGCAUUGACUAGGUUGCUUCGGUAUCUGCAUAGUGGAAAGUCAAGGGUUGGGGCUGUACAAAAGGAGAGACGCAGCCCAAGUGUUUAAAACUCUCGCUGGCAUCAACAAAUUCUAUGACAUUAUUAUGCUACAGCUUCAAGUUGAAGAGAAUAACUGUCAGCGGGAGGGCUUUCUUUUU
Messenger RNA from Aspergillus steynii IBT 23096, 1015 nucleotides. RefSeq lists its product as uncharacterized. The record is from RefSeq and is a predicted model, not a curated record. Bases 7 to 924 code for a protein of 305 amino acids. NCBI's taxonomy places the organism in Eukaryota, Fungi, Ascomycota, Eurotiomycetes, Eurotiales, Aspergillaceae. The transcript is spliced from 4 exons.